AUAUUGCUAAGAUGGCUUUGGAGUACAUAGAAGAAGAGGGAAAAGGAAAUAUUUCAUUCACCCAGGGAGAAGAUGCCCUCACCAAGGCUAUGGGAAAAAAGGAUCACCGUGGGCGUGUCAAGGCAACAGGUGGAGUUAAUGUCGGUUACAAAGUUGCUUUCGGUCCAAUAGACCGAAGUAGUAGAUGUGGCCAUAUUGAACCAUCACCGGAGGCUAUCGAAUCAAUCAGAGCUUCGGUGAGAAGGGAGUUUGAAGAUCAAUUAGAGAGAAAGGUGGCGGAGGCCCUCCAAAACCAACUAGCCACAUUGAAAGCAACCGGUCAACUACACACCCUCUCUACCCCCGCACUUGAUUCUGCUCUUGUAAGUGAUGAGUUUGAUGUUAACCGUGCACUCGUAACCUGUUGUCCGAGUUCAUCGCAGCAACCACGCGAGCUGAAGGCCAUAACUCCAUGUCGUCUUGCCCUUGAGGAUAAAGUUUUGGGUAACAAAGUGAUAGUGGCAGAUGGUAUGGCGUACCCAUUGGAUGGUUCGUUGCACCAACACUUUAGAUCGAUGAAGCCUAGUCAUUAUAAGGUCCAAGUUGAUUGUAUUUACGACGGACAUGAUGAUGACACUCUUCCGGUACCUACUGGAGAUGGAUUCAAUAACUUAGGCAGGGCUCUUGCUAGUUUUGUGCAAUGGCCAAUUCACUUGGUGAUUUUCGAAGAAGACGAGGUAUAA
Spinacia oleracea (spinach) is the source of this 722-nucleotide messenger RNA. RefSeq lists its product as uncharacterized. The coding region runs from base 12 to 722 and encodes 236 amino acids. The record is from RefSeq and is a predicted model, not a curated record. The transcript is spliced from 3 exons. Lineage: Eukaryota; Viridiplantae; Streptophyta; Magnoliopsida; Caryophyllales; Amaranthaceae.